Spea bombifrons (plains spadefoot toad) is the source of this 6380-nucleotide messenger RNA. RefSeq names its product fer-1 like family member 6 (gene FER1L6). Gene Ontology annotation, cellular component: membrane. Gene Ontology annotation, biological process: plasma membrane organization. The transcript is spliced from 41 exons. The record is from RefSeq and is a predicted model, not a curated record. NCBI's taxonomy places the organism in Eukaryota, Metazoa, Chordata, Amphibia, Anura, Pelobatidae. Bases 87 to 5813 code for a protein of 1908 amino acids.
CGGAGUCCUGGCCGCAGCCAGACGUUCCUAGCAGGCGCUUCUGUAAAGGCAUGUUUUAAUCCGACGUGCGUUCCUCCUCGGAGAUCAUGGAUUUAAAGAAGAAGCCAAAAGAUACAGAUCCGGAGAAAACAUCAAAGGCAAAAAAGGGGCUGUUCUCUGGAUUACACCUACACAAGAAGAAGAAGAAAGGCGACAAGGGAUUAACAAUCGCAAACAAGGGUGCACUCGACACGCAUGAUGAUACAGAGAGCGCUCAUGGAGAUGCCACUGGCGGUGACAUGGGGGCGAGUAACGAGAGUUUAUUUAGUGACCUGUCCGCCUCGAGCACCUCUCUUUCUUUGGCUUCGCAGAAGAAAAGGUCAAAGCUGGUACCCAAGAUUCACGAUGGAGACACAAGGAUCCAAACCUACCAGUUAAGUAUACAGAACAUUGCGAUAACAAUCACAGAAGCCAGGCAGCUGAUUGGUGAAAACAUCGAUCCCGUUGUGAUCAUAGAGAUCGGAGAUGAAAAGAAGCAAACGUCAGUUAAAGAAGGAACCAACGCCCCAUUUUACAACGAGUAUUUUGUUUUUGACUUCAUCGGGCCGCAAGAGCAACUAUUUGAUAAGAUUAUAAAGCUGUCUGUUAUGCACAACAAAUUAAUCGGAAGUGUUUUGAUUGGCUCUUGCAGACUUGAUUUGGGGACUGUUUAUAAUGAGCCAGGUCAUCAGUUCUUUGACAAGUGGGCUGUCCUCACAGAUCCGGCCGACAUUAGGACCGGGGUGAAAGGCUACCUAAAAUGUGACAUUACCGUCGCCGGCAAAGGAGACAGCGUGCAGUCCUCCCAGAAAAUCAGCGACUCGGAGGAACAAAUCGAAAAAAAUUUGCUGAUUCCUAAAGGUUUCCCAUCGGAGAGACCAUGGGCCAGAUUUUAUGUCAGGAUCUACAGAGCAGAAGGUCUCCCGAAAAUGAACUCGAGCAUCAUGGCUAAUGUCACAAAGGCUUUCAUUGGAGAUAGCAAGGAUCUGGUCGAUCCCUACGUAGUAGUCAUGUUUGCCGGCCAAAUGGGAAAAACCACAGCGCAGAAGAAUUGCGCGGAUCCAGUGUGGCACGAGCAGAUAAUAUUCAAGGAAAUGUUUCCACCUUUGUGUCGGAGAGUAAAGAUCCAGGUGUGGGACGAGGGCAGCAUGAAUGAUGUGGCUCUGGCGACGCAUUUCAUAGACUUGAGAAAGAUUUCUGAUGAGCAAGAUGGAGACAAAGGCUUUCUUCCUACAUUUGGACCGGCUUGGAUUAACCUGUACGGUUCACCUCGUAAUACCACGUUGAUGGAUGACCACCAAGAGCUCAACGAGGGUCAUGGAGAAGGGGUGUCGUUCAGAGGACGGAUCUUGAUUGAAAUUGCUGUCGAGAUUCUUUCUGGAGGGGCGCACGAAUCCAAAUUUUCUAAGAUCAUCAAGGAUAUUAAACUCCCACUUAAGGACUCCAAGUCAUCCAAGGGUUCAGGAAAAGAAAAGGGAGAGAAAGGGUCGGAAGAGGGUAAAUCUUCUUCUGCCACAGACAAGACAAACUCUACUCAAGUGGAAGUAGAACCUUUUGAUGUACCUCCAGAGAUUCAAGAAGAGAAAUUUGAGGAUUUUCUUCUCUUUGGAUGCUUUUUCGAAGCCACUCUAAUCGACAGGAAGAUAGGAGAUAAGCCGAUAAGUUUUGAAGCUACUGUGGGUAAUUUUGGCAACGUUCUGGAUGGAGUGUCACCGUCCGGAAGCAAAAAGAAGCAUUCGGCAGCUGAGGAGGAGGAGAGCGCACCACUGCUGCACGCCGAUGAAGGAGACGCUCUUACCCAAGAAAUGUCCAUGUCCUUUAGAUCCAUGACUGCCCCCGAGAAGCCAGUUAUAACAGAGGGGAACAGGAACUAUCACUAUUUGCCGUUUCAUGAAAAAAAGCCCUGUGUCUAUGUGAAAAGUACAUGGGGGGAUCAGACCUUUCGACUGUACACUUCCAACGUCCUUCAAAAAAUGGGAGAUCACCUGGAGAACGGUUUAGAGAAAGUUAAAGAACUUAUCAAGAUCUCUGAUUUUGCCCCAGAAGAGAAGAUGAGAGAAGUUCUAACGGAAUUUAUCAACACAAGCAGAAAUUUUAUCGCUGCAUCCGAAAAGAAAACCAAGAUGCCAAACACCACAGCGCUGGAUAAGAAAAGGGUAGUGCUCUGCAAGCAGGAGCUGGAAGCCAUGUCGAACGAAGCUAAACCAAUCGUACAGCAGAAGAAAAAGAUGUCAAUUAAUGAAAUGACUCAAAAAAUACAGAGCUUUAUCGACAAUAUAAAAUUUUUGGUGGAUGAGCCGCAGCAAACGGUUCCCGAUGUGUUCAUCUGGCUUCUCAGUAAUAACAAGCGCGUUGCUUACGUCCGUAUCCCGGCCAGGGAUAUUCUGUACUCUCCGGUCCUUGAAGAGAAAGGUCAUCACUGCGGGAAAAUUAAAACCCUCUUCUUCAAACUACCAGGAAAACGAGGACCCGGCUGGUACAUUCAAGCAAAAGCCGACGUAUUCCUGUGGCUGGGAUCCAGCAAAUACUCCCAUGCCAUCUUCGAAAACUUACCUACGGGAUACGAAAUGGAAACACACCCAGCACCUACAGGACAUCAUGGACCCCCACCACCUGGAAGCCUGGUCUACAAAACACAACACACGUUCCAGCUCCGAGCCCACAUGUACCAAGCCAGGGGACUGAUCGCGGCAGACAGCUCUGGGCUUUCGGAUCCAUUUGCCAAAGUAACGUUUGUGUCACACUGCCAAACCACCAAGAUCAUUAACCAGACACUGUCUCCAACCUGGAACCAAAUGCUUCUCUUUAAUAACAUUACGCUCUAUGGGGACCUCAAAGACAUCGCAGAUGACCCUCCGAACCUUGUCAUAGAAUUGUAUGAUGAUGAUGCGCUGGGCAAGCCGGAAUACCUUGGAUCCACCGUCGCAUCCCCAACCGUGACACUCGCUGAGCAGACCUACACUCCAGCAAAACUAGCCUAUUAUCCGAUAUUCUGUGGGAACAUCUCUGGCGGGGAUCUUCUCGCUGCAUUUGAAUUGUUACAGGUCUCUGAGUCUGGAGUUCAGAGUCUACCCCCAAUCGAAGCCCCCGAUGUUGCCCAGAUCUACCCCGUCCCAUCAGAUAUCCGGCCAGUCCUGAGCAAAUACAGAGUAGAAGUUCUCUUCUGGGGAGUCCGGGAACUGAAGAGGGUGCAGCUUCUUUCCGUUGACCGUCCCCAGGUGAUGAUAGAGUGCGCGGGGAAGGGGGUCAAGUCUUGCGUUAUCCAGAGUUACAAGAACAAUCCAAACUUCAACGUUAUCGGCGACUGGUUUGAAGUGGAACUGCCCGAGAACGAAGUCCUGCAUCCCCCGCUGAGUGUCUGCGUCGUGGACUGGAGAGCCUUUGGUCGUAGCACGCUGGUUGGAACGCACAUGAUCAACUGUCUGAAGCAGUUUUUGUACAAGCCGACUGUGUCCGACGCGCCGGCCGUUUUAGAGCCAGAGGUGGACAGUGCCCCGGUAGAGACUGGUGCCCCUCAGUAUGAUACUCCUGACCAGGGGGAGUCAGCAGACCACAUCUACGUGGACGUGGAGUCACCUGCUGUACAAGGUGACCCGUCUGGUCCAGCUCCAUCUCAGGAUCCUUCUUCAGGUCCAUCUUCUGAUCCAGCUCCAAGCCCGUCGCCCAGCCCCGAUCAGGACCCUGCUGCAGAUGACUCUUUGUUAAAUGUCAAAAAAUCAAAGGCAACAUUCAAGUCUCCUUUGAAAAAAGACACUAAACAACAGGCACUAGUGAGAGGGUCUACCAGGCGGUCUACUAAGAAGAAAAAGAGAACAAUUGCAGAUGAAUCGGCUGAGAAUGUUAUCGACUGGUGGUCAAAAUAUUAUGCAUCACUGGAAAAAAUGCAAAAGGCAAAAGCCUCCUCUGCAAACGCUGAAGCAGGUGACACAACUGAUAAAACCCCGGGACAAGUGACUUUAGUCAUUGAAGAAGAUCGAGAUAAAAAGAAAAAGGACGGCAAGAAGGGUAUGGAAGUUCUUAAAAAGAAGCCUAAAGAAGAUGAACCUAAACUUGCAACAUUACAGAUUUAUGAUAAUGAACUUGAGGGCGAAUUUCAGAAUUUUGAAGACUGGGUCCGCACUUUUGAACUCUUGAGGGGCAAAUCCACGGAUGAGGACCACAGUGUUCACGAUGAUAGGGUUGUUGGCAAAUUCAAGGGUUCUUUCAGCAUCUACAAGAGCACAGAUGACUCCAGCUCCAUGGAUAACGGGCAGUUACGGAUUCUUCAGGGGCUUCCCCAGAAUCACUCAGUCAAAGUCCUUAUAAGAGUUUAUGUCGUGGCAGGGUUUAACCUCAGUCCAGCAGAUCCGGAUGGUAAAUCUGACCCAUAUAUAGUUUUAAGAUUGGGCAAGACUGAAAUAAAAGAUCGAGAUAAGUACAUCCCCAAACAGCUGAAUCCAGUGUUUGGAAGAUCAUUUGAAAUACAAGCCACUUUCCCGAAGGAAUCUCUGCUAUCCAUCCUGAUUUACGACUACGAUCUGAUCGGAUCAGACGACCUUAUCGGAGAGACAAAAAUUGAUUUGGAGAAUCGUUUCUACAGCAGACACCGGGCAACCUGCGGACUGCAAAGUCAAUACGAAAUAGAAGGGUACAAUACCUGGCGAGACUCCACUAAACCAACGGAGAUCCUGACCAAGUUGUGCAAAGACAACAAAUUAAGCGGCCCGUUCUUCCGCCCAGGCCAGAUACAGGUCGGAAGCAAAAUCUUUACCGGACAAACCAUUUUUGACCAAGAUGAUGAGAAAGUCGAAUCUUACGAGCACCUUGCUCUGAAAGUCUUGCGUUCUUGGUCUGAUAUUCCAGGAGUUGGAUGUACUCUCGUUCCCGAGCAUAUUGAAACCAGGGCUUUAUACCACCGAGAUAAACCUGGAAUUGAACAGGGACGUAUUCAGAUGUGGGUAGACAUGUUUCCCACUGAUUUACCGCUCCCAGGACCUCCUGUUGAUAUUUCACCUCGGAAACCAAAAGGAUACGAACUGAGAAUAAUAAUCUGGAACACUGAAGAUGUUAUUUUGGAAGAUGAAAAUAUCUUCACUGGGCAGAAAUCAAGUGAUAUUUAUGUUAAAGGGUGGUUGAAGGGCCUUGAGGAUGACAGCCAGGAGACCGACGUCCACUACAACUCUCUAACCGGCGAAGGAAACUUUAACUGGCGUUUCGUGUUCCCGUUCCAUUAUAUGCCGGCUGAAAAGCAAAUGAUAAUCAGUAAACGGGAAAACAUUUUCUCCUUGGAGAAAACCGAACGCAAAAUACCAGCCGUGCUCGUCCUCCAAGUCUGGGAUUUCGACAGGCUCUCUUCUGAUGACUUCUUAGGUUCUAUGGAGCUAAAUCUUAACGGGUUUCACCGAGGAGCCAAGGUCGCAAAGAGUUGUGACUUGGGUAUGACGGCUCCCUUGAAGGACGAAAAUAAAAUUUCCAUCUUUCAUCAGAAGCGUAUCCGGGGCUGGUGGCCUUUUGUGAAAUCCGGUGAACUCACUGGUAAAGUUGAAGCAGAAUUUCACUUAGUCACAGCAGAGGAGGCUGAGAAGAAUCCGGUCGGACGGGCGCGAAAAGAGCCAGAGCCGCUAGAGAAACCAAACCGCCCGGACACCUCCUUUUCCUGGUUUAUGAAUCCUUUCAAGUGCCUGUAUUACCUAAUCUGGCGGAAUUACAAGAAGUAUAUCAUCAUCGGCUUAGUUUUAAUCAUUCUUACCCUUUUCCUCGUCUUGUUCUUCUACACCUUGCCCGGUGCCAUCAGUAACAGAAUUCUAACUGGAUAAAUGAUCUACCUAUCCUUCUGAUGGCUCCAUCUACAUACACCAGAGCUGGAGAAACAGAUUAUCAGGGCGCACACGGUUAACGCACAGCCCGGGGUUCACAGAAAGCCUUCCUGUGCUGAAAACAAUUGAAAAAAAUUACUUUACCUCAAGAGUCUAAUCAAUCAAUGGCAAUCAGAGAAGCUGCUCGUAGACGCUCUCCUACCAUUAAAUUCUUGCUGCUCAUUUUCUAUUGAUUGGACAAGUACUUCUCACAGCAAUUUAUUACGGAAAUACACGAGAAAGAUUUGUAGCGUUUCAUGUUGUAUUUAAUUGCUUGAUUUUUUUUUUUUUAGAAGAUUCCCUAAAAUAAUAAAGCUUGUUACAUACGGAAACUGCUGUUUGAGAGCCUUUAUUUGAACCGUAACAAUGUCAGUUGAAAACGUAUUUGCCCGAUUUCUUCUAUUUUUACAUAUUUGUCACACUUAAAUGUUUCAGACCUUCAAAAUAACCAGAGUAAACACAAAAUGCAGUUUGUAAAUGAUGACUUCAGAUAAGCAAUCUAACCCUAUCUGGCACUAUGUGAAAAAG